AAAAAGAAAUAAGUACUUUUUAUUGAUAAGAAAAUGAAAGAAAAAUAUGUAGAAGAAAGAAAAAACCACUCUAACAAUAUCUAUACGUUUGCUAAACUUCAUCAAAUCCAAAAUUUCCAGCUCCACCAUCAAACGGCAGUAUCCACCGCAGCGCCGCCGUCCUCCUCCGUCAACGACGGCGCCACCAUCGAAGUCAUCCGCCGUCCACGUGGCCGUCCACCCGGCUCGAAAAACAAAUCCAAACCCAAACCCGAACCCAAUUUCUUCACAGCAGCACGUGAUGGUCACGUGGGAAAACCCACUAUGAGUCCUUACAUCCUCGAAAUUCCAAUUGGAAUUGAUAUUAUCGAUUCGAUCUAUCGAUUUUGCGGGAAUCAAAAUAUGGGUCUAUGUAUUCUUAACGGGUCGGGUACAGUUACUAAUGUUACACUUAAACAGCCUUCAAUUAACCCGGCUGAUUCUACAAUUACCUUCCAUGGAAGCUUCAAUAUUCUUUCGAUUUCAGCUACAAUUAUACCAAGUGAUUUUUCUCGGGUCUCAAAUGGAUUCAGUAUUUCAUUAGCCGGGCCACAAGGUCAGGUUGUUGGUGGGCCGGUAAUUGGGCCACUUUUAGCUGCUGGGCCGGUAUAUUUAAUUGCUACUACGUUUAAUAAUCCUUUUUAUUACAAGUUUCCGGCGGAGGACGACGGCGACGGCGGUCAGUCCCCGGUUUCCGGCGCCGGAGAUAGUGGGCAGCCACCGGAAUCAACUCAUCAUGAGUAUUGUUAUAGUUCUAAUCAGUUGCCAUCGGAUGUGAUAUGGGCACCUACCGCUAGACAAUUACCACCUUACUAAAGUCGUAUUCAGAAUGUGAAGUUUACAAAUUUAGAUUUAAAAUUUAUCUUGUGUCUUGGUGAGUUUAGAAUAUAUAUUUUAUGUUUAUUUAGGAAAAAUAUAUUGAGUUUGAAUCAAAGUUACAUUUAGUAUUGUGAAAAAAGAAAUUGAAAUAUUAGUUGUCUCCGUUUGAUUAAUGUAACUAGCUUUGACAGUUUAUUGA
Messenger RNA from Solanum verrucosum, 1036 nucleotides. RefSeq names its product AT-hook motif nuclear-localized protein 17-like. The transcript has a single exon. The record is from RefSeq and is a predicted model, not a curated record. The coding region runs from base 34 to 834 and encodes 266 amino acids. NCBI's taxonomy places the organism in Eukaryota, Viridiplantae, Streptophyta, Magnoliopsida, Solanales, Solanaceae. Gene Ontology annotation, cellular component: nucleus. Gene Ontology annotation, molecular function: DNA-binding transcription factor activity; minor groove of adenine-thymine-rich DNA binding.